AGCUGUUGUGUUUACUUCCGGACAUCGACGCGAAAGUGCUUGUCUGAGCAGCAGCGGCGGCGGCAGCCUCACUGGAGCUUUCAGGCUGUCAUCUGCAAGCUUUCAUGACGGAGCUGACCGGCGUCGAUCAGCAGCAACCACAGCCGGACCCCCGUGCGCCUCCGCCCGGCUCUAAAGACCUUUCACAGCCCUGUCUUCCAGGCUAGCUGCGGAUCACAACAAGGACAAUCACCCCUCCGAGUGUGUGAGGCGCCGUUUGUGCGUGUCUGCGUGCGUGUGGAGGCAACGGACCCCAGGAGCGGGUGCGAGAGAAGGCAGCCCCGGCAGCGAAGGGAGUCGGCCGGGUUAAAGUAGAGGGGGGUCGCCUCCGACUCCUGGCGUUAUCCCCCUGCUAACUAGCGUUAGCCCAGCUAGCUCCAGGCGGCACCAUGGACUGGUUAAUGGGGAAGUCAAAGACAAAACCAAAUGGAAAAAAACCUCCAGCAGAAGAAAAGAAGCAGUACUUGGAGCCAGAGUUCACAAAGAUCCGAGUGGUGGACUUCGACCUUAAGGAGCUGGUGGUACUGCCCCGAGAGAUAGACCUCAAUGAAUGGCUAGCCAGCAACACGACUACAUUCUUCAAUCUCGUCAACCUGCAGUACAGCACCAUCUCAGAGUUCUGCACUGGUGACAGCUGCCAAGCCAUGACGGCAUGCAACACAAUAUACUACUGGAAUGACGAGAAGGGGAAGAAGACAAAGUGCACUGCGCCACAAUAUGUUGACUUUGUAAUGAGUCUUUGUCAAAAACUGGUCACAGAUGAGGAAAACUUUCCUACAAAAUAUGGCAGAGAAUUUCCCAACUCCUUUGAGUUGCUGGUGAAGAAGAUCUGCCGGUACCUGUUCCACGUGCUGGCUCACCUCUACUGGGCGCACUUUAAGGAGACGGUGGCUCUGGACCUGCAGGGCCACUUGAACACUCUGUACGCACAUUUCAUCGUUUUCGUAAGGGAAUUCAACCUGGUGGACCCCAAGGAGACCUGCAUCAUGGACGACCUGUCUGAAGUCCUGUGCACGCCCGUCCCGCCGCCCUCGACCGCCCCCUCCGCCUCCGCCUCCCCUUCCUCACAAAACCACGUGACGGAGAGAUGAGCUGGGGGCGCCGCUGAGACGCCAGCACGUGAGUGAUGGAAGAUAAGAUAGAGAGAAGGAAAGACAGUCUGGUCGCCUUUCUUGGUGCACCAGCAGGACUUUAGACGCCUUCCACCAAACUUUGUGUAUUUUGCUGCAACACCAACCAACCAGUCGGAAGAUAAAGGGGGGAGGUUUUUUGUUUUUUUUGCGGGUGUUAGUUUGGGGCGACGGGUUUGUAACGCCAGCAGGAAUUGGCGUCAACGUUCCUCACAGGGUCAAUUUUCCUUCCAUCUUCUCUGCAGCAUAAACUAGGAACAAAAAAUGUCGGCUAUGUUUUAUUUGUUUGGUUUUAUUUCACUUUUGUUGGAGUUGUUUGCUUUCGUUUAGUUGUUUGGUUGGGUUGGCAGCGUGGUUACUGACCCUCCUCAUCCUGUACACUUCCUUGGACAGUGUCUGUGCGCCGUGGACCCCUAGCGUUCCAUCCUGGGCGAUAUUAGCCAAGUUGUUUAUGUGGGGGUCGAUUUAAGCUCCUCCUACUCAGGAUCUCUAAAAGUUUGUCACUGCUGCCAGAGAGGCUUUUCUCUCCCUUGGUGAUCCUUUUCAACUCCUCCACUUGUCCUCCCUUUUGAUGCGGUGGAGCCUAUUAACCCCUAGAGGGCAGCAAAGACGACGAGCAAGGAGACAAGAGAACAUAUAAAGAUUGUAUAUUAGAUAUUUAACCCUAUGAUCAGAGGAAAGGUGAUACUUUAUGUCUAGUGGCCGAAUAUUCUCAGCAGUUUGCCUCCUUUAAGACACACACCUGUCCCAGCUGCGCAGGAGGACAAAGAUAUGAUGUCAUGUCUGCCGGCCCACCCAAGCCAACAUGAAGGGGGGAAGAGAGAGAGGUGUUGCAUUAAGGCCAUGCAAAGUGCACCUUUUUAUUUUAUUUUUUUUAGUUUUCCACAUGUCCCUUUUUAAUUGUACGUUUUAAAGAGAUCAUCAGACAAGCGAGAGAGGAAAACACCUUCUGCUUGGACGGGUUAUGUCAGAUAGUCUCUAUGUGGAGGAGGAUUGAGUUUGUACAUGUCCCUUUUUUAAUUUAUUUUUAAGUUGUUUUUUUGUUGUCGUUUUUUGCAGGGUUCUUUAGUUCUGGCUCUUGUUUUUAUGUAUUUUAAUUAUUAACUAAGUUAAAAAGCAAUUUAAUAUUUCAAACUCUGCAGAUUAUAAUCUAAUAAAAGAGAUAAAUGCCAA
Nerophis ophidion (straightnose pipefish) is the source of this 2342-nucleotide messenger RNA. It is a transcript of the gene mob2a, whose product is annotated as MOB kinase activator 2a. Gene Ontology annotation, biological process: positive regulation of protein phosphorylation; signal transduction. The transcript has 5 exons. Gene Ontology annotation, cellular component: nucleus; cytoplasm. The record is from RefSeq and is a predicted model, not a curated record. Gene Ontology annotation, molecular function: protein kinase activator activity. Bases 429 to 1130 code for a protein of 233 amino acids. NCBI's taxonomy places the organism in Eukaryota, Metazoa, Chordata, Actinopteri, Syngnathiformes, Syngnathidae.